AUGGCCCUGUACGAGCUCGUCGAUAUUGGUGCGAAUCUGGGUCACCCUUCAUAUCUAAAAGACUUGAAUGAUGUGCUCGAUAGGGCCAAACAAGCGGGAUUAUCGAAAAUUAUGGUGACCGGAACGAGUGAAAAAUUAAGUCAGGAAUGCGCCAAGCUUGUUGAGAAGUACCCGGGAUUUCUAUAUUUUACUGCAGGUGUACACCCUCAUGAUGCGAAAGAUUGGAAUGAUGAAACAUUGGAAUCGAUCAAAACUCUUCAAGAAAAUCCAAACUGCGUGGCUGUUGGUGAAUGUGGACUCGAUUUCAAUCGGAAUUUCUCUCCACAAGAUGUUCAACGUGAAGUGUUCGCGAAGCAGGUCGAUCUUGCUGUGAAGCUUCGAAAGCCGCUGUUCAUUCAUGAGAGAGAAGCUCAUGAAGAUAUGGUGAAAGUGUUGACAGCAGCAGGAUCAGAUCUUCCACCUACAGUCAUUCAUUGUUUCACCGGAACCGUCGAGGAAGCGAAGAAGUACUUGGAGAUGGGUCUGUACAUCGGGCUAACAGGAUUCCUGUGGAAAGAUCGAUCUGAUAAUGGAGUACAAGCCGGUCUACGAUCCGGAGAAAUACCGAUUGAGAAACUGGUUCUGGAAACCGAUGCACCUUACAUGUACCCAAAGAUCAACGAUAAGAAGAUUCCGAAGGAGAUCAAAAGUUUGAUCACACCAGAAACAGAAGCUCUCCACAAGUUCUCUUCGUUCAAUCGCAAUGAGCCAUGUUCACUGGCCGCCGUUUGUGAACUUGUUGCUGCAUUCGCCGGUCGCGAUCCCAAAGAAGUUGCUCGAAUCACUACUGAAAAUGCUAAGAAAAUCUACAAAUUGGAAUAA
This is a messenger RNA of Caenorhabditis remanei, 861 nucleotides long. RefSeq lists its product as uncharacterized. The coding region runs from base 1 to 861 and encodes 286 amino acids. The record is from RefSeq and is a predicted model, not a curated record. Gene Ontology annotation, molecular function: single-stranded DNA 3'-5' DNA exonuclease activity. Lineage: Eukaryota; Metazoa; Nematoda; Chromadorea; Rhabditida; Rhabditidae. The transcript is spliced from 7 exons. Gene Ontology annotation, cellular component: cytosol.